Messenger RNA from Selaginella moellendorffii, 1664 nucleotides. Its product is annotated as amino acid transporter AVT6A. Bases 135 to 1559 code for a protein of 474 amino acids. Lineage: Eukaryota; Viridiplantae; Streptophyta; Lycopodiopsida; Selaginellales; Selaginellaceae. The record is from RefSeq and is a predicted model, not a curated record. Gene Ontology annotation, biological process: amino acid transmembrane transport. The transcript is spliced from 6 exons. Gene Ontology annotation, molecular function: amino acid transmembrane transporter activity.
CUUGAUUCUUGACGCCGAGGAAGGCGCUCCUCUCUUCUCGUCUUUCUUUGCUGUGAUUCGCGCAAAAUCCUCGCUCCUCGCCGCGACGGCGCUGUUCCAGAUUGCGUGUCUUGAUUGGAUCGCAGAGGUCCUCCAUGGCGUCGUCAGGUCACACGGCCGUGGCGAUCACCGAUAAUCCGGCCACGGAGCGCUCGCCAUUGCUGCCGAAGCGGCGGGAUGAGGAGGAGGAGGAGGAGGAAGGCUUCGAGGUGGGAAUCUCCGGCGCCUCGGCUCCCAGCGCGGUCUUCAAUCUCCUCACCACGAUCGUUGGGGCCGGGAUUAUGGCAUUGCCGGCGACGCAAAAGGAGCUGGGGAUCUUCCUGGGGAUGAUCACGAUCGUGCUCGUCGGCAUUCUCACGGACGCGUCGCUGGAGAUUCUCCUGCGCUUCUCCAAGGCCGCGAAUUCGCUGAGCUACAGCUCGCUCAUGGCGGACGCAUUUGGGAUCACUGGGCGGACGCUCUUGCAGCUCUCGAUCAUCGUCAAUAAUGUGGGAUUGCUCAUCGUCUACAUGAUCAUCAUAGGUGAUGUGUUGUCGGGUUCUGGUCAGGGCGCUGCUCAUCACUCCGGAGUUUUGGAAGAGUGGGGUGGCGGCUCCUUCUGGUGGAAUGGGAGAUUUUUUAUACUCCUACUGACAACAGUGCUGGUCUUGGUCCCGUUGGUGUCUUUCAAGCGUGUCGAUUCGCUAAGGUUUUCGUCAGCUCUGUCCAUUGCUCUGGCUGUUGUUUUCGUCGUGGUCACUGGGGUGAUUACUGCCACGAAGCUGGUGUACAAGGAGAUCCCUUCGCCAAGAUGGCUGCCCGACGUCCACGAUCAGUUCUCGUUCUGGAAGCUGUUCACGGCCGUGCCAGUCAUUGUGACUGCGUAUAUUUGUCACCACAACCUUCAUCCCAUCGCCAACGAGCUCGACGAUCCUGCCUCCAUGCAGAAGAUCUGCCGCGUCUCCAUCACCAUCUGCACCUUCGUGUAUAUUGCGACAGCUCUGUUUGGCUACCUUCUCUUCGGCGCCAGCACCAUGGACGACGUACUCGCCAAUUUUGACGCCGACCUCCGGAUCCCAUACGGCAAAGUCCUGGCCGGGAUUGUCCGAGUUGGCUACGCCGUCCAUCUCAUGCUAGUCUUCCCACUAAUCCAUUUUUCCCUCCGGAUCAACCUCGACUCCCUGCUCUUCCCAAAGUCCGCUCCAAUCUCCGAGGACAACCGGCGGUUCGCGUGCAUCACCGCCGUCCUCAUCCUCGUGAUUUUUUUCGGCUCCACGCUCGUCCCAAACAUCUGGACGGCGUUCCAGUUCACGGGAGCCACAGCGGCGGUGUGCAUCGGCUUUGUCUUCCCGGGGAUCAUCGCUCUGAGGGAUAAGCACGGCAUCGCCACGGGAUAUGACAAAACGAUAGCGUGGAUCAUGGUGAUCCUGGCAGUGGUUUCUAGCGUCACGGCAAUCACAACAAACGUGUACGGGAUGAUCAGUCCGGGAUCCAAGAAAGACAAACCAGGCGUCAGUAAUGGUACGCGGACUUGGUCCUAGAGAUCAUUCACUGUACGUAUCUGUGUGUAGAGCGCCAGGCCUUCCAGCCGGUUGGAAAUGUAAAACUCUCGAUCUUAAUGCAAAGCCUUUGAUCUUAAGCUGGGA